Molecule: messenger RNA, 2593 nt
Organism: Phacochoerus africanus (Common warthog)
Lineage: Eukaryota; Metazoa; Chordata; Mammalia; Artiodactyla; Suidae
Gene: ALOX5
Product: arachidonate 5-lipoxygenase
Exons: 14
Coding region: 111-2135 (674 amino acids)
Biological process (GO): linoleic acid metabolic process; lipid oxidation
Cellular component (GO): nuclear envelope
Molecular function (GO): arachidonate 5-lipoxygenase activity; protein binding; iron ion binding
Source: RefSeq, a predicted model, not a curated record
CGCGCGGAGAGAGGAAGCAGCUGUGCUGUGCAGGCUAGGUGCUGUCGCGCGGACCGGCACGUCGAGGCUGCCAGUGCUCGCUGCGCACACGACCCUCGUUGCCCGCCGCUAUGCCCUCCUAUACCGUCACUGUGGCCACCGGCAGCCAGUGGUUUGCGGGCACCGACGACUAUAUCUACCUUAGCCUCGUGGGCUCCGCGGGCUGCAGCGAGAAGCACCUGCUGGACAAGCCUUUCUACAAUGACUUCGAGCGCGGCGCGGUUGAUUCUUACGAUGUGACAGUGGAUGAAGAACUGGGCGACAUCCAGCUCAUCAAAAUCGAGAAGCGCAAGUACUGGCUUCAUGAUGACUGGUACUUAAAGUACAUCACGCUGAAGACUCCCUGCGGGGACUACAUCGAGUUCCCCUGCUACCGCUGGAUCUCGGGCGAGGGUGAGAUUGUCCUGAGAGAUGGCCGAGCAAAGUUGGCCUGCGAUGACCAGAUUCACGUUCUCAAGCAGCACAGACGUAAAGAACUGGAAACACGGCAAAAACAGUAUCGAUGGAUGGAGUGGAACCCUGGCUUCCCCUUGAGUAUCGAUGCCAAAUGCCACAGGGAUUUACCCCGAGAUAUCCAGUUUGAUAGUGAGAAAGGAGUGGACUUUGUUCUGAACUACUCAAAAGCGAUGGAGAACCUGUUCAUCAACCGCUUUAUGCACAUGUUCCAGUCUUCCUGGAGCGACUUUGCCGACUUUGAGAAAAUCUUCGUCAAGAUCAGCAACACUAUCUCUGAGCGGGUUAUGAAUCAUUGGCAGGAAGACUUCAUGUUUGGCUACCAGUUCCUGAACGGCUGCAACCCCGUGUUGAUCCGGCGCUGCACGAAGCUGCCCAAGAAGCUCCCGGUGACCACAGCCAUGGUGGAGUGCAGCCUGGAGCGACAGCUCACCCUGGAGCAGGAGGUUGAGCAAGGGAACAUUUUCAUCGUGGACUUUGAGCUGCUGGAUGGCAUCGAUGCCAAUAAAACAGACCCCUGCACUCUGCAGUUCCUGGCCGCGCCGGUCUGCUUGCUGUACAAGAAUCUGGCCAAUAAGAUUGUUCCCAUCGCCAUCCAGCUCAACCAGGUCCCAGGAGAUGAGAACCCUAUUUUCCUCCCUUCGGAUGCAAAGUAUGACUGGCUUCUGGCCAAAAUCUGGGUCCGCUCCAGUGACUUCCACGUCCACCAGACCAUCACUCACCUUCUGCGCACACAUCUGGUGUCUGAGGUUUUUGGUAUCGCCAUGUACCGCCAGCUGCCUGCUGUGCACCCCAUUUUCAAGCUCCUGGUGGCACACGUGCGGUUCACCAUCGCCAUCAACACCAAGGCCCGGGAGCAGCUCAUCUGCGAGUACGGCCUCUUUGACAAGGCCAAUGCCACAGGAGGUGGUGGGCACGUGCAGAUGGUGCAGAGGGCCAUGCAGGACCUGACCUAUGCCUCCCUGUGCUUCCCUGAGAACAUCAAGGCCCGGGGCAUGGACAGCAAAGAAGACAUUCCCACCUACUUCUACCGGGACGACGGGCUGCUGGUGUGGGAGGCCAUCAAGAAGUUCACGGCUGAGGUGGUGGAUAUCUACUAUGAGAGCGACAAGGUGGUGGAGGAUGACCAGGAGCUGCAGGACUUCGUGAACGACGUUUACGUGUAUGGCAUGAGGGGCAAGAAGGCCUCAGGCUUCCCCAAGUCCAUCAAGACCAAAGAGAAGCUGACUGAGUACCUGACCGUGGUGAUCUUCACGGCCUCAGCCCAGCACGCGGCCGUGAAUUUUGGCCAGUACGACUGGUGCUCCUGGAUCCCCAAUGCGCCCCCAACCAUGCGUGCCCCGCCACCAACGGCCAAGGGUGUGGUCACCAUCGAGCAGAUCGUGGACGCGCUGCCGGACCGUGGCCGCUCCUGCUGGCAUCUGGGCGCCGUGUGGGCGCUGAGCCAGUUCCAGGACAACGAGCUGUUCCUGGGCAUGUACCCAGAGGAGCAUUUCACCGAGAAGCCUGUAAAGGAGGCCAUGGCCCGAUUCCGUAAGAACCUCAAUGCCAUCGUCAGCGUGAUCGCCGAGCGCAACAAGGACAAGAAGCUGCCGUACUACUACUUGUCCCCAGACCGGAUUCCCAACAGCGUGGCCAUCUGAGUGGCCGCCUGAGCCAGUCUCACUCCAGGGCAGCCUGCUGUUGGAGGCUGCUCUGAGCACCCUGACUCCAGCUCUCCAGGUGGGCGGGAAAGACCUUAGGAUUCCUGGGGAUUCCGCCUGCAGGCCCAGGGCUACUGGCUUCAAACCAAAGGUUUCCCAGGUUGGACCAUGCUAGAGCUAAGCUUUGGUGUAUUUCCCUGUUUGUUCCUCCAUCUUUAGCGAAUCCCAUACUUUGAUCAAUGUGUAUAAACACUGCAGGGGCCUUUUCUACACAGAGCAGGACUGUGUGGCUCCAGCCCAACACCCAGCUCAGCGCUUCCGCAGGUAGCAAGAGCAGAUCAGCAUAACUGAUAGACGUUUGUUCUUGCUGGAAAUGGGAUGAUUAUUUUCUGUCCUAUUUAUGUUCAGUCCAAUUUCUUGCAUAUAGUAGGUGCCCAAAUAAAUUCUUGUUGAAUGAA